AUGAACUUCAGUAUCGAAGAGUACUAUUCCAUCCUAAUUGAAAUUUUGAAAUCCGCUGAUGAGGAAGAUAUACCAAGCCAAGCACUAAUUGAUGCUUGGAGGAUAACAGAGAUCUACGUUCAGCCGGUUAUCUGUGUGAUAGGGUUUCUCGGUAACCUUACUGCGGCACGUGUCUUCACCUCAAAGAACCUUCGUCUGAAUUCCUCCAAUCUGUACCUGGCGUUUUUGUCCUGUUUCACCAGUGUCUACAUGCUGUUAGUUCUGCUGUCAUGGUUAGCUGUGGUAAAUGUUCCAGUCAUAAAUCAAAAUAGAAUUUGUCAACUGGUCGUAUUUCUGACCUAUGUCUGCAGUUUUAUGACGGUUUGGUUGAUUGCUGUAAUCACCUUUGAACAUUAUGUCAUUGUCCACCAUAUCAGAGCAGCCAGGUUCGUAUGUAAACGUCGAAAGGCUAAAAUUCUUGUUUCUUGCCUUAUCGCCACUUCUCUUCUUCUAUACUCUACGACACUAUGGUCCACACGAGUGGAACAAAGGUCCAACAUGCUAGUCUGUACACCAGGAAGUGACCAGCGAGCCCUGCUGACACGAUUGGUGUUCUUCAUUGACAUGGUAGUCACCUUCUUGCUACCAGGAAUAAUUACAAUAACUAUCAUUUGUGCAUGUGUUGGUAGACAUCUUCUUAUGAAAGAUAUCAGAGUCUCGUUCUUUAGAUAUCAUUCAAAUAUCAGGAUAUCAAGACGAGAGAGGUCCCUCCUCCGAAUAGCUCGUGUUCUCUUGUUGAUCAGUCUGUCCCAUGUGGUGUUCAGCAGUCCAUGUUUUAUAUUUAGACUCUGCUACCAGAUCUCGUUCUUGUUAAAUGAAGAAGACUCAUCUAAUUUACAGGAUUAUUAUAUCAAUCAAAUUCUUCAGAAUAUGUACUAUUUUUCAUUUACAGCGAACUUUAUAGUUUAUAUUGCUUUUUGUGCAAACUUUCGUCUUGGAUUGAAGAGUAUCUUUACAUUUCGGAGAUUUAAAUGCUCCCAGCAUAGUGUAUCCGAAACAACAUAA
Molecule: messenger RNA, 1044 nt
Organism: Saccostrea cuccullata (small rock oyster)
Lineage: Eukaryota; Metazoa; Mollusca; Bivalvia; Ostreida; Ostreidae
Product: somatostatin receptor type 4-like
Exons: 1
Coding region: 1-1044 (347 amino acids)
Biological process (GO): G protein-coupled receptor signaling pathway
Cellular component (GO): plasma membrane
Molecular function (GO): G protein-coupled receptor activity
Source: RefSeq, a predicted model, not a curated record